Molecule: messenger RNA, 2406 nt
Organism: Castor canadensis (American beaver)
Lineage: Eukaryota; Metazoa; Chordata; Mammalia; Rodentia; Castoridae
Source: RefSeq, a predicted model, not a curated record
UUGAAAGGGGGACAGAACUAAGUAAAUCUUGCAGACCAGUUCCUUUUUUGUUAUCCACAACUUUUUCUCGUAGCUGACUGCUUUGUUUCUUUUGUAGGCCUUAUUACUUAAGAAUGGAAGAAGAUACAGAUUAUAGAAACAGGUUUAGUUCCUUGUGUUUCAUUAAUGAUCAUGUUGGAUUUCAGGGUACUAUAAAAAGCUCAGCAAAUGACUUUAUUGUUAUUGAGAUUAAUGAACAGGGUCAGUUAGUUAAUAGGGCUAUUGAUGAACCUGUGUAUGAGAUUAGUAAAGUACUACCUGAGCCAAAUAAUUUUGCCAAAAAGCCCAAACUAGAUCUUCAUAAUUUAUCUUCUGAAGAUGGAAGUAAUCAAGAAGUUAAUACUUUGACUAGGUGCUACAAUGGUGACCAACAUCAUCAGUCUGAUUCAGAAAAAGAAGGCCCUAUCAAUGACAGGACUUCCAAUUGUGAAGAAGAAAAAAGUGAUUUAUUAAGCUCUUUUUUAGAUGAAAAAACAAAUGAAUUACUGAAUCGAUUUGCCUGUGAUAUAAAAGAGAAGUGGAAAUCAAAAAAUGAGCUAAUUGAGCCAUCUCCUGAACUCUCAUUAGGCAAAAUCCUUGACAAAAACCAAAGGGCUAUUUUACAUAGUGCUAUUAGGCAGAAAUUUCCUUUUUUGAUAACUGUGGGAAAAAACAGUGAAAUUGUUGUAAAACCAAAUCUCGAGUUUAAAGAACUAUGUCAUUUGGUAUCUGAAGAAGAAGCAUUUGACUUUUUUAAAUAUUUGGAUGCAAAGAAAGAAAAUUCAAAAUUUGCAUUUAAACCUGAUACAAAUAAAGACCACAGGAAAGCUGUCCAUCAUUUUGUCAACAAGAAGUUUGGAAACCUGGUGGAAACCAAAUCUUUUCCUGAACAGAAUCACAAUGCUGGUAAUCCAAACAUAGUGGUAACAGUAAGAUUUCGGGAGAAAGCACACAAGCGUGGAAAAAGGCCCCUUCCUGAAUGCCAGGAAAGAAAAGUUGUAUAUACAGCUUUUACCCUACGAAAGGAAAACCUGGAGAUGUCUGAAGCAGUUGGGUGUUUAGCUAUCAAACUUGGUGUUAUUCCUUCGGAUUUUAGCUAUGCAGGUCUUAAAGACAAGAAAGCCAUCACCUAUCAAGCAAUGGUUGUUAGAAAAGUGACUCCAGAGAGGUUGAAAAACAUUGAAAAAGAAAUUGAAAAGAAAAGAAUGAAUGUGUUUAAUAUUCGACCUGUGGGUGAUUCUCUUAGGCUUGGUCAACUCAAGGGAAAUCACUUUGAUAUUGUCAUCAGAAAUUUAAAGAAUCAAAUAAAUGACUUUGCAAACCUGAGAGAGAGAAUUUCGGAGGCUAUAGAAAAUGUUCAGAAUAAAGGUUUUGUGAAUUACUAUGGACCACAGAGAUUUGGGAAGGGAAGGAAAGUUCAUACAGACCAAAUUGGAUUAGCUUUGCUGAAGAGUGAAAUGGUGAAGGCCAUAAAAUUAUUUCUUACACCAGAAGACUUGGAUGAUCCUGUAAAUAGAGCAAAGAAAUAUUUUCUUCAGACUGAGGAUGCUAAAGGCACACUUUCAUUGAUGCCUGAGUUCAAAGUGCGAGAGAGAGCACUGUUGGAGGCGCUACAUCGCUUUGGCAUGACAGAGGAGGGCUGUAUCCAGGCCUGGUUCUCUUUUCCCCACUCUAUGCGCAUAUUCUACAUUCAUGCAUAUAGCAGCAAAAUUUGGAAUGAGGCAGUGUCUUACAGACUUGCAACCUAUGGAUUCAGAGUAGUGGAGGGGGAUUUGGUCUGUUCGGAGGAAGAUGUUGAUGAGCAUUUUCCAAGUACUAAAGUACAUCUGGUCACUGAAGAAGAGGAAUCAGCUAAUACAUAUGCAAUACACCAGGUGGUUCUACCAGUAUUUGGAUACAAUAUUCAGUACCCGAAAAACAAAGUAGGACAAUGGUACCAUGAAAUAUUUAGCAGAGAUGGGCUAGAGACAUGUAGGUUUAAAGUACCUGCUCUGAAACUGAAUGUACCAGGAUGCUACAGACCAAUUCUAAAAUAUCCCCACAAUCUCUCAUACCAGCUGAUGGGUGAUCGGGACACUAAUGUGGAAAUGGAAGGUUCUCACACCCAUCAAACAACUUUAUCUCUUUUGAUCUCCUUUGAUCUUGAUGCUUCAUGUUAUGCUACCAUUUGUCUACGAGAAAUAAUGAAGCAUGAUGUUUAAAACUGAUACUCUUGAUACAACCACAUAUAUAGCACUCCUUGAAGGAAGGCAGCUAAAAUUUCUUGAGCAUCUACAAUGAGUUUCAUAAUUCUUGUCUUUUUAAUUUCCACAGCAUCUUGAUAAGUUGGAAUUUGAUGUUUUAAAAUUCCAGGGGACAUAACAAGUAAGGGUCUGAAUUUAAGAUCUG